AUGAUAUGUACCAAACGUAAAAGUGAACCUACAAUUUAUAUACAUAUGAUCCAUCGCUGCACUUGGGCAUUCUCUCAUUACUUAGAGGACAGGAUUAUAGACUUAUUGUGCACGAGUGUAUGCGCAAGCACGGGUGCACUCUAUUCCCUCACUCUCAUAGUCCGUUGGAACGGUAAACCGACACCACCGGAAAGAGAUCAGGCGCAGGACCAACGUGCUUUCCGAGGCACGAGAGUUAAACGACGACGAAAUACGAACAACGACGACAACAAAACUUCCUAA
This is a messenger RNA of Parnassius mnemosyne (clouded apollo), 282 nucleotides long. NCBI's taxonomy places the organism in Eukaryota, Metazoa, Arthropoda, Insecta, Lepidoptera, Papilionidae. The record is from the annotation of a GenBank genome assembly.